CAGGCUUUCCCAGCUGCUUUAUCUUCUCCAUGAAGUAAAAAUCGCAAUUCGUAAAAUUUCUAUCACAAAAAUUAAAAACCCCCAUUUCAAAGUGAAGAAUAAUCAUGAAAGGAGGAUUUUUUGUCUGUAAUAAUUUCAUAAAUAAUCAUAUUUAAUCUCACUAAAUACUCCAAUCUAAUUAAUCCGGCUUAUAAGGAAGGUUAUGUCUCCCCGAAGAUAAUAAAACAGCCCAUAAUUAAUUGUUAAACUAUUUAAAAAGAAAUGGUUCGUUCACAAUUCCUCAAAAACUCAUGGAACAUCGCGUCGUUUUCUUCGAACCUCUUUAAAAAUCAACAAUGGCCUCGACAUUUUUGUUGCUUAACCUCAGGAAUCCUUCAAGAGCAAUCAGAAAGCUCGAACAAUGUUCGGUGGAAGGUUUUAUUCUUCGGAACAGAUGAAUUCGGCCUGGAGAGUCUCAAGCGACUGGACCGAGAGUACAGGUCAAACAGACUGCUGGCUCGCCUGGAGGCUGUGAUCGCUUACAAGGGAGAGGAGAACGCAGUGAUAAAAUAUGCGAAAGACCACGGAAUCAAAGUGCACCAUUGGCCGAUACAAAAUCACCUGGAUGACUUUGACAUUGGACUUGUGGCGUCUUUUGGCCAUCUCAUACCCUCGAGGGUUAUCAAAUCCUUUCCACUGGGGAUGAUCAAUGUUCACGCCAGCUUGCUACCCAGAUGGAGGGGAGCAGCGCCAAUAGUUUAUGCCCUGAUAAAUGGAGAUAGCGUGACUGGAGUCACUAUCAUGAAGAUAGCACCAAAAAAAUUUGAUGUUGGAGAAAUACUAGAGCAGAGAGAACUGAAAAUUCAUGAUCAUGAAACCCAACCAGAGCUGCAUAAAAGACUAGCUAACACUGGUGGAGAUUUAUUAAUAGAAACUUUGGAAAAAUUGCCAGACGUUAUCAACUCUGGAAGACCUCAAUCCAACGAAAAAGUUACGUACGCCCCAAAGAUACAGAAGAGCAUUUCCAUCGUGAAAUGGGCAGAACUGACAGCGAGAGAAGUUUACAAUCUGCAAAGAGCCCUCACUGGAAUAUUUCCUCUGAAGACGACGUUUCAAGGAAAAUCACUCAAGAUUUUUGGAGUAAAAUUACCUUGUAAACUUCCGAGAGAUGUUUAUGAUCUUAAAUCAAACCCUGGAAUGGUCGUGUACGACAAACAAGAUCGUUUACUAAUGGUGCAAUGUAAAAACGAUAGUUGGGUGACGAUUGAAGAGAUUUUGAUGCCUGGAAAGCGAAAAAUGUCUGCAGUGGACUUCAACAAUGGUUUCAUCAAGAACAGAUGGGAUAAAGUGAUAUAUUUUGGGGCAGAGCAAGAUCUGACUGUAAAUAAAUCAACUGUAGGAAUUAAAAAUUGAAGAAAUGGGAGAGA
Diachasma alloeum is the source of this 1406-nucleotide messenger RNA. RefSeq names its product methionyl-tRNA formyltransferase, mitochondrial. Gene Ontology annotation, cellular component: mitochondrion. Lineage: Eukaryota; Metazoa; Arthropoda; Insecta; Hymenoptera; Braconidae. The transcript has 6 exons. The record is from RefSeq and is a predicted model, not a curated record. Gene Ontology annotation, molecular function: methionyl-tRNA formyltransferase activity. Bases 262 to 1392 code for a protein of 376 amino acids. Gene Ontology annotation, biological process: conversion of methionyl-tRNA to N-formyl-methionyl-tRNA; biosynthetic process.